Molecule: messenger RNA, 1560 nt
Organism: Aureobasidium melanogenum CBS 110374
Lineage: Eukaryota; Fungi; Ascomycota; Dothideomycetes; Dothideales; Saccotheciaceae
Product: PLP-dependent transferase
Exons: 1
Coding region: 1-1560 (519 amino acids)
Biological process (GO): L-tyrosine biosynthetic process; aromatic amino acid catabolic process
Molecular function (GO): L-2-aminoadipate:2-oxoglutarate transaminase activity; pyridoxal phosphate binding; aromatic-amino-acid:2-oxoglutarate transaminase activity
Source: RefSeq, a predicted model, not a curated record
AUGUUAUCCCAAGCAAUUGCCGACUACACCUUACACCGGAGCACAUCUGACCCUCUUCCCUCAGGUCCUGCUCCCUUCACCUCUUCCGAAUUCUUCAAACUGUGUCGACCAGGCACAAAGCCCAGAGCCAAGAAUUGGGACCAUCAUCUCAGCACCGAAUGCCGCAACCGACUACCUUCCAAUUUGAAAGCGUCAGCAAGCAGUGUGAAACCCGGUCUCGAUGGCGCUCCCAUCAUUCCUCAACGGCAAAUCAGUCUCGGAGCAGGGCGACCGAUCCCUGAAUACUUUCCCUGGGACUCGUUGGCGCUUUCUGGCAAGCAAGCUACAGGGUCUCCUGUUGAUGAGGCUGUGGUGAUGCCAUGCACGAGAGGAGAAGACGAUUUUGACUUUGCGGUUGCGUUGAACUAUGGCUAUGCAGCUGGAUCACCGCAGCUGUUGAGGUUCAUCACCGAACACAUUGAAAUGAUCCAUAAUCCGCCGUACGAUGAUUGGGAGACUUGUUUGACAAGUGGUACCACGUCGGCGAUGGAUACGGUCUUCCGUAUGUUCUGCGAUCGAGGAGACUGGAUCAUUACGGAAGAGUACUCGUAUCCUGGAGCCAUUGAAGCUGUCACACCGCUGGGCAUCAAUAUCUUGGGCAUCAAGAUGGAUGGUCAGGGUCUCAUACCAGAAGAUCUUGAGGCCAAGUUGCGCUCUUGGGACCCGGCUAAGGGACGAAAACCAUCGGUGAUGUACAUUGUCCCUUGCGGUCAAAAUCCUACAGGGGCUACUCAAUCGGCUGAGAGACGGAGAAAGAUCUACCAGGUCGCCGAGGAGCAUGAUAUAUACAUCAUUGAGGACGACCCUUACUACUUCCUGAAGCUACACUCCAGAUCAGAGGUCGGAGAAGACUCGCCAAUGCCAGUCGACGAGUACUUGCGACAGCUGCCUCCGUCUUACCUCUCCAUGGACGUCUCUGGGCGUGUUGUUCGUCUAGAUGCUACAUCUAAGAUUCUCGCGCCUGGACUGCGUUGUGCAUGGAUGACAUGUUGCUCUCAGAUUGCUGAAAAAUACAUGAACUACACAGAAGUGGGCAGUGUAGCGCCUUCUGGCUUCUCUCAGGUCGCCAUGUACAAGUUGCUGGAUGUGACCUGGGGACAUGAAGGCUUCAUCCGCUGGCUCGCAUUCUUGUCGCACCAAUACCGCCAACGACGAGAUGCCUUGGUUUCGGCAUGCGAGAAGUACCUUCCACCUGAUCUUUUCACUUGGGUUGUGCCUGAAGCUGGCAUGUUCCUUUGGCUCCAUCUUCAGUCACCAACACCUCGUAUCUCAUGCUCGUCUUGUUCGGAGUGUUCGAUCGAGAAGGAGAAGACUGCUCUACUGGACCUGGAGGAGAGAAUCUACAACCGUUCCAUGGAGAAGGGAGUGGUCAUCAGUAAGGGAAGCUGGUUUGCCGCUGAGCCUGACCAGCUCAAGGGUAUCAAGCUUCGUUUGACUUUUGCUACUGCUCCUCUGGACAGCUUCGAUUGGGCAGUCAAGCAAUUUGCAGACGCAGUAAGGAGUGAGUUGUUAGUGAUUUAG